Molecule: messenger RNA, 3870 nt
Organism: Hevea brasiliensis (rubber tree)
Lineage: Eukaryota; Viridiplantae; Streptophyta; Magnoliopsida; Malpighiales; Euphorbiaceae
Product: WAT1-related protein At4g19185-like
Exons: 7
Coding region: 3013-3870 (285 amino acids)
Cellular component (GO): plasma membrane
Molecular function (GO): transmembrane transporter activity
Source: RefSeq, a predicted model, not a curated record
CCGAAAUGGCCUAAGCCAUUUUGGUUUGAUUUGCCAAUACUUGUAUGCCUUUUAAUUUUCUUGUACAGUGCCAAUGUAGGACUUGUUCCUGCAAGUGAUAUUCUAACACUCUCCCUCAGGUGGUAACCGGGACAUCCAAUUGGCACUUAAAACCUAAAACUGAAAUGCAGCCUCAACAAUAGGAAACAGAACUAAAAUUGACAUGCUCUAAUAUCAAGUUGAGAAUUAUGGACCUAAGAGUGUGAAUAUCAAAUGGCAGGCUAAACGUUGAAACUGGCUCCCCAUCACCAAAAUAACCUAAGCCUUUUUGGUGUGGUUUGCAAACACUUAUAUGCCUUUUAAUUUUUUUGUACACUGACGAUGUGAGACUUUUUCUCAAAAGUGAUAUUCCAACAUUGUUUCUGUUGGAGUAAAAUCUGCUCAACAUCUAGAGGUAUAAAAUCUUGUUCCAAGAAAUACUUCAUCAUAUAUGAAGCAGGAGUUGGCUCUUUACCUUCUUGCUUCUUGCUUCUUGCUUCUUGCUUUAUUGUAGCUAUUCCCACCAAGCAGAAGCACCACCUGUUCAAUUGAUAAGCCACCAAUUUGACUCAUUUUUCAAGGUGCUAUGUCCACAUGGUCAAAGAAUCUAUACACCUUUGCGAUCCAAUCUAAGAAUUCUUCUAUGUUGACAUCUCCUUAAAAAUUAGGAAUGUCAGUUUUCAAUCGAUUUUUUCAUACUUCCCAUACGUACCUCUUCUCCUCACAUUGCUGUUGAUGCUUGGGAUAGUCAUGGAGGUCAUAAACAUCCUCCUCUUUCGAGUCUUCAUUAUAGGCAUAUUGUCUAUGAGCAGAAAUUGGUUAGUAAAUAGGGUCACCAUGAGCAGCACUAUCUCUUGGCCUUCUAGUUUUUACUCAGUUCCUGUUUGCAUUGAUUCCCAAAGCACUAAGGCUAUCUGCAAUUUCUUUGAAGCGUCUCUUGAUAAUGCUCACUUUUGAGAUCCAUCUAUUGCUCCAGACGUUGUUCCAAUCAUUGUAAUGUGUUGUCUCUAAGGUCAAGGGCUCUAGUUCCCCGAUUACUGUCAUGGGAAACUGAUGUAAUUGCCACCUCUGACAGGGUAAGCCAUCUCGAUUGGGGUGAUUUCCCAACUCUCAUAUCACCUAACGCAGCAUGAAGCUUAAGGAAAGAACUCACACUCGCACACAUUAUACAAGUAUUGAGGAAAAAAAACUGCAGAGUUUUAUAAAUCAAAUCUCUAAAACUAGUAGGAAAUUAUCUAAUUCCUAGAUGGAAUUGGAAAUCAAUAUAUAUAUAAAAACUUAAUUAGAAUAGGAAACAUUAAAACUGAGUAGGAAAAAUUAAAGAAAUAAAAAUAAAAAUACUGCUUCUGCAUUAACAUGCUCCACAUCAAAUGUUCAUGUAUAUUUUGGGAUACAUUAAAGAGGAGAUGGAAAUCAUCCUAGAUGUCAUGCUGUAUUUUCCUUAUUAUCUGCUCAGUGGAGAAGUUAUACUCAACUCAACUCAACUAAGCCUUUAUCUCAAAAAUUUGGGGUCGGCUAUAUGGAUUCUCUUUCUCCACUCUAAAUGAUUUUGGGUUAAAUCCUUGGAAAUGUGUAAUGCUUCUAGGUCAUGUUGUACUACUCUCCUCCAAGUCAGUUUAGGUCUACCCUUUUUUUUCUUUCUAUCCUUUAACCUAACAUGCUCUACUCGUCUAACUAGAGAAGUUAUACUCGAUUUUAUUUUGUCAAAAAUUAUAGAUAUGUGGCAGUCAUAACAUUUUAUGCGGCUGUUUAUUCUGCAUCUCCUUACCUUUGUCUUGUUCAUGCUGUAUAGGUAAUGCGCUAUUUUAAUUCAUAGUUUUACCUCUAUAUACUGAUAAUUAUCAGCCAUAGCAGUGGUCUUUGUCUUCCAUCCUUUCAUGCAUCCAUCCCUUCAUUUUUGUUGUUGUGAUACUUGCAACAAAGGGAUUGGGGAAACACAAGAUUAAAGACAGCACGUUGAGAAUAAUUGCCCUGAUUUAAUAUGGGGUUUACUUGAUCUAGAUUUACAUAUCUGACUUUAGUUUCAGCUUUGCUGGAAAAUUUAUCUUGAUGUCUUUAGCCUUUAGGGGUCUUAAUUUUUGUUCGAGUUUUAAUUUUAGUCCUUGAUGGUCUAGGAUAAUAGUAUUUCUUCUUGUUCCUUUUUUUUUUUUUGGAGUGGGGCAAUCUAAGGCUCCAUAUUGUAGUUGGGAGGCCAAAAUACUAGUUUGAAAUUGGUUUUUAGAAAAGCAUCCAUUUAGAUGCUUUUGAAAAAACUGUUUGAAAAAAUUAUUUUGCUGAUUUGAAAUUUUUAUGAUUAAAAUAUGUCAAAUUUAAAUUGAAAUUAAAGGCCCUUAAUAAACAUUUCUGAGAUAGUGUUUUUCUCAACAAUAGCUCAAAUAGCAAUGCUAAACAGACCUAAAUCCUUAGAUGAUUAGUUGUGAAGUCUUUGCUUAAAGUUAAAGUUUUGGGAUUAGUUUCAGUCAAUAAAUAAAAUACCAAUGAUUAUAAUGCUCAUAAUGCAGUUUUGUUAUUGAAAAAAAUACCAGCAGUUAUGUUUCGUGGAUUGUGUGAUGCAACUCUACCUUAAGAUGUGAUGCCCAAGGAAGUUUAGGUGCUAAAGCCUAAACUCGUUUAUUUUGUCUGUUCUAGUGUUACCAUGAACAGCCCUACAACCCUUUAAUCCUUGUUUAAUAAAGUAGUCCACCUAAAUUCCUACUCAUUUUGACCUUUAAGUAGCCUCAAUACUCAUUCAUGCAAACUGUCUUAUUGUCAUGCUGAUUGUGGGUUUCUUGGAUUCUUUAUCAUUUCCAAUAUCAACUGUUUAUGAUUGCUAGCAUAAAUUCAGAUUUCUGAUCAAAGGUAUGCAAAAGGAAGCUUAUUUUUAAUGAAUUUAUGGAGCUGUUGUUACACGAUGGUAAAAUCUCUAUCAUCCUGGCAUAUUGAUCCAAUGGGCAGUGAAGUAGUGAAAUCACUGCUAAUUUAUGAGUAAUACAGUCUUUGGAGAGGAAGAAAGGGAUGGCAGCAUCUGCUGGAGGUGGUAGUGGAGGAGCAGCUCCGGAUAAAGAGGCUGGGAAGGCUCAUGUGGCCAUGGCGAUGGUGCAGCUAUUCAAUGGAGGAUAUCACGUUAUUACCACAGUGGCUCUUAAUGAUGGGGUCAAUCAGCUCGUUUUCUGUGUCUUUCGUGAUCUGCUAGCUCUCUUAAUCCUCGCCCCCGUGGCCUAUAUCCGUGAAAAAAGGAUUCGACCUCCUAUGACCAAACGCCUACUAUUGUCAUUCUUCUUCCUUGGGUUAACAGGGAUAUUUGGCAACCAGCUGUUAUUUCUUCUUGGCCUUAGCUACACAAAUCCAACUUAUGCUGCUGCAAUACAGCCUUCAAUUCCUGUUUUUACUUUUGUCUUGGCUGUGAUGAUGGGUACAGAAAGAGUGAAUUUGUUAAGACUUGAAGGUCAAGUGAAGGUUGGGGGCACCCUUGUCUGUGUUUCUGGUGCAAUAUUGAUGGUUCUGUUCCGAGGUCCGGCUGUCUUUGGAUACAGUCAUGUAGGCUCUGCAGCUAGCGAAAUAAGUGCCAAGGGUCAACCAGAGCCUGCUGGAUGGUUUUUCUCCAGCUUACUAAACAUAGGACUGGAAGGUUGGCACCUUGGAGUUUUAUGCUUAAUAGGGAAUUGUCUGUGCAUGGCUGCUUUUCUGGCCAUUCAGGCUCCACUUUUUACAAAAUAUCCUGCCAGCAUUUCAAUCACUGCAUAUUCAUAUGCAUUUGGAGCUCUCUUGAUGGUACUGACAUCUUUCUUUAUGACCAAUGGAACAACAGAGUGGAGUCUGACACAAUCUGAGCUUUGGGCAGUCAUUUAUGCUGAUACGAAAUCUGAAUGGUGA